Messenger RNA from Arachis stenosperma, 2169 nucleotides. Its product is annotated as histone-lysine N-methyltransferase SUVR4. Gene Ontology annotation, cellular component: nucleus. Gene Ontology annotation, molecular function: zinc ion binding; protein binding; histone methyltransferase activity. The record is from RefSeq and is a predicted model, not a curated record. NCBI's taxonomy places the organism in Eukaryota, Viridiplantae, Streptophyta, Magnoliopsida, Fabales, Fabaceae. Bases 1 to 1860 code for a protein of 619 amino acids. The transcript is spliced from 9 exons.
AUGGCUCCCAAUCCAAGAGUUGUUCAGGCCUUUAAUGCUAUGAAGGCAUUAGGAAUUUCAGCUGAAGAGGUGAAGCCGGUGUUGGCAGAGUUGUUAAGAGUCUACGAUAAAAAUUGGGAACUUAUUGAAGAGGACAAUUAUCGGACACUUGUAGAUGCAUACUUUGACUUCAAAGAAGAUAAGGGAACAGAUGCUAAGAAAAAAGUGUCUGUCAAUUUUCAUGCUCGAGAAAGACCAAAACAGAAGCUGCACUUGAUAGAUGAUGAUGAUGAUGAUAACCAGGUUUUGUCAACAACAAAUAAGUCGAGCCAAAAGUUAUCCAUUGCAGAUAGGAAAACACCUCCAGGUAAUUCUUCACAAGAAAUCAUUGAGCCAUCUCAAGCUUCUAAGCAAGAUAGCAAGCCCAGAACUAGUUCAGAAGCAUCACAUGCAAGGUUGAUGAAGGUAGAAAGGGUUUCCAGUUCACCUUGCAACGCACCUAAAUAUAGAAAAACGUAUUACGACAUAGCACCAUCUUCAGGGCACUCUGUUGAUUAUGAGAAAGAGCUAGUGAAACCCAGAACUAAGAAACCAAAGUUACAGACUCAGCCUAUUUCAACAAAUCAUGACGGAUUAUUUGAUGCUUCCUCAUCAUGCAAUAAUAAUGCCACAACUAGCACGGGAAAUAUCACUAUUGCUUCUUCACCCCGUGGAGAAGUUAAAUUGUCUUUAAACUGCAACUCUGCCUUGAAAAAACGUUCGAAUUUCAGGUCUUCUUCCAGCAACUUGGCAGUUACUCAAGAUGAAAGGAGUUCCUCUCAGUUUAUCAAUGACAUAACAAGAGGUUCAGAAGAGGUGAAAAUCCCAUUAAUAGAUGAAAAUGGCAGUGAGGACUUGCCAAAAUUUAAUUAUAUACCGCAAAAUAUAAUAUACCAAAGUGCUAAUGUAAAUAUUUCAUUGGCUCGAAUUUCGGAUGAGGGUUGCUGUUCUGAUUGUUCAGGCAACUGUCUUUCUGCUUCACUGCCUUGUGCAUGUGCCCGUGAAACUGGUGGAGAGUUUGCUUACACUCCUGAAGGUGUGUUGAAAGAAGAGUUUCUUAAAGCUUGCAUUUCCAUGAAGAAUGAACCUCAAGAUCGUCAUUUCGUGUAUUGUCAAGAGUGCCCAUUGGAGAAGUCUAAGAAUGAGUUCAUGCCCGAACAAUGCAAAGGGCAUAUGGUUAGGAAGUUUAUCAAAGAAUGCUGGAGGAAAUGUGGCUGUGACAUGCGAUGUGGAAAUCGAGUAGUACAAAGAGGUAUAAGAUGCAAAUUGCAGGUGUACAUGACUCGUGAGGGAAAGGGCUGGGGCCUUAGAACACUUGAGGAUUUGCCGAAGGGUACUUUUGUAUGUGAAUACGUUGGGGAAAUAUUAACCAAUACAGAGUUAUACGAAAGGAAUGUGCACAGCAGUUGCAGCAAUGACAGACACACAUAUCCCGUAACUCUUGAUGCAGACUGGGGAUCAGAAGGGGUCUUGAAAGAUGAGGAAGCGCUUUGUUUAGAUGCAACAUAUAAUGGAAAUGUUGGAAGGUUUAUCAAUCACAGAUGCUUUGAUGCAAAUCUCAUUGACAUUCCUGUUGAAGUGGAGACUCCUGAUCACCACUAUUACCAUCUCGCUUUCUUUACCACCCGAGAUGUGAGAGCCAAUGAGGAGUUGACGUGGGAUUAUGGUAUUGACUUUGAUGAUCAUGACCAUCCUAUUAAAGCAUUUCAAUGUUCUUGUGGAAGCGCUUUCUGCGGUGAUAAGAAGAGAAAAGGGAAAGGGAAAGUAGAAAAUCAGGUCCAUGUAUCUGCAAGAACAAGUGUGUCUGAAUUUGGAAGCAGCCGAAGCAAUACCUGCAGCUAGUAGAAUAGGGAGUAAACAAAUUUCUUGAGGUACAUGAUUAUCGUGCUUCUAGAAUUCAAGUUCCACCUCCACCUGGUGGGUUGAUGCAAGGAAGCAUUGUCAUAUACGUUUCCUUCGAACCGUAGAAAGUAACUAGUUGAUUCUCCUCAGUCCAGCCAUUUUCCCUUUCAAUCAUGCCUUGUGAAUCCGUCACUUACCUCAAUGCUGCAUUUGGUUCGGUUACGGUUUACAGAUUUGAUACAUCCGAAUUGACCAUAAAGGAUAAAGGACCACUUGAUCAAAGUGGUUUGAUUUUUACACAUUUUUUCA